ACCAGCAAGGACUAUGAUGCCCCGUCUCCUUCUCUACCUGAUAAACAGUCCCUGAAGAUUGCCAGUUUGCCCACAGGAAAUGAUAACGCUGAAACAGUAUUUGCAUAUGAUAAUGACCAACCCUGUGACAGAUUUAACCAUCUCCUCUUUCCAAACAUAGUCCUGCAACAAACCAACACUGAAGGUUCAUGCUUCAUAAAUAUGUUUGGUCUAGUAACUGAGAGAUGUGUAACAUUUUGUAUUGACACAUCAGGCAGUAUGUUUAAUGCUUUAGAUGUGGUGAAGAUGCAACUUAUGGAAACCCUUUCACAUCUGGCAAGCAGGGAAGUUAAAGUUAUGUUUAAUUUAAUAGAAUUCAAUUCCCAGGUAACACAGUGGGCUGAUAAGUUGGUUCAGUGUACUCCAGAAACUGUCGCUGUGGCUAGACAGUGGGUGAGUAAUUUAAAGGCAAAGACGGGUACCAACACACAAGGUGCUCUGUUUGCAGCUCUGGCCGAUCCAGCUUGCCAGGCUGUUUAUCUUGUCACAGAUGAUAUCCCUGACCAAUAUACAGAGGAUGUUCUUGACAACAUUAUAGCAAUAUGUGGUAACCGUCGUAUACACUGUAUCUACAUUACUGGUGAUGAAGCUGAUGAGGCAGCAACGGAGUUCUUGGAGGAUCUUGCUGUUGAAACUUUUGGUUCAUUCACUAUUGUAAAACUGCUCAGUAAUGGCAGCAUAGAGAAGGUUAUACCAGUCUACCGGUCAGAUCCAUCACAUGAAAAGCUUGUAUGGACAGUGAACAAUACCCUACGACCGAAUGUUAGAACAUGCAGUGUCUCAACAACACUACAGCUUGAUCCAGAUGAAGUACUAGGCAUUCAUCCACUUGAUAGUUCACUGAUGUUUAACACAAACCCAGUUGCUGUGCCUUCUCCGUUAGUGAGUACUUAUGCUGAUCGCUACUACUACCCAUACUGCUGGUCUAGGUAUAAUCAAUCUAGAGGCUGGUUAAAGGCACAGGAUAAACUUAGGCAGCCAUUACUUGGCCUGUCUCAUGUAGCUGGAAGUUUACUAGUUGGAAAGAAGGUCAUUGCUCGCAGGCUGGAGGAUGGCUAUUUCUACAGGGGCACUAUUCAAAGUCAGAACUUUGGUAAAAGUUUCCUUGUUGCAUUUGGACCCAGAAAGCAUAGCAGAUUCAAUCAGACUGAAUAUGAGGAUGUUUUCGUAUUUGAUAUAGUGGAUUACAGUGAUGCCCUGCGGCACAGUAUAAUCACGGGUGACAGAGUAUUGGCCCCUGAACAACCUGAUGGAGAGAGGUUUGCACCUGCAAUUGUUAUUGAUGGGCAAGAAAAGCGACAAGCAGAUGGUCCAGAAGAUAAAGAUUUGACAGUUUGUUUUAGCAGUGGUAAAACUGAGAAUAUUCCACGAGAUGUUGCAGUGUGGAUUCCACCAACAAUGUACGACAGAUUAUCAUUGGAGCUACAGAUGUCAGCCUCAUCCAGGAAAUCUAUAUUUUCUACAUUAAAAAAAUAUCCAGCUGAGCAUUUGCCAGGCUACCCAAAAUUAGAAUACCCAGGAGAUUACUUCAUAGCUGAUCCCUUUGUUGUAAAGCCAAACCCGUAUCUCUGGGAUCCCUCUCUGUACUGGUACCCUUACCGCCCAGACUCAUACAGUUAUCUACCAUUUGUAGUAAAAAAGAGAGAAGAGAAAGGAAGAAGGAGUCCACAGCCUGAUGAUGAUUCAGCACUUAUCCCAGAUACUGGAAUGACAAAACAAGAGCUAGAGGCACGUGUCAUGUCACAAUUAAUGGAGCACAGAUGUAACAGUGCAGACACAUCAGUGAGUAAAUCUUUUGACAUAAUGUCUAAUGGCAGUAAACAGGACACUGCUAAAACAUCUUCAACAAUUCUAAGGAAAAGAGAGAAACAGGAGGAUAAUUUGCUAAACAAACAUGUUCAGUUUAAAACAGAAAAGGAAACAGAUGCACAAAGAGAUGAAGAUAGUAAAUAUUUUCAUGAUUCUGAUUACGAUGAUUACGGAAACCUCAUCAGAAAGAAUGAUACUGCAGUGAACACAGAUUCAAGCUUGCUGUUUUACUCAUCUCCUGGCAUAGAACCGCGGCCAGUUUGGAAAAAAUACUGGCAUCAUGAUCCCACUCGAUCUCUAAGUGCAUCCAGUGGUGGUUCCGGAGGGACCAGAAAAUUGACUUAUACAAAUAAAUUCAGAGAAACAGCCCCUCAGGCACCCUUGGAAGCCAGGAAUCAGAGGAAUCCUCCAUAUGAUGUGGAGUGGCCCAGUUCUGCCUUCAGAUAUGUGGAUGUGUUUGCAAAGUCUGAUCACACCAACUCUGUGAGAGAUUGUUUGUCCGCACCUGAACUUUCAACAAAAGAGAAUGUUAGUCCAAGCAUUCAAAGUAACACUGUUGCAUCCCAGCCCCUGGCAAAAUUGACUUCUGAGGAAAGAGAGGAGAUUCGCAGAGCAAACAGACGCAGGCGAGUGCUGAAGCGUGAGGCUGAAUGGCAAGAAAGACUUGGGGAAGAAAACAGCAUGAAAGCACUAAUGCAAGACAAUCACAGGGAGAGAAUCCUUCAACAGCUUGAAAGAGACCAGCAGCGGAAAAUUCAGCAGCAAGAAGACAUACAAAGAGUCCGUGAAGCAAAGAAGAAGAUCAGCGCUGACCUGAGAAAGCGUAUUGAAGCAAACCAGAAAGAUGAAGCACAGAAAGAAGCAAACCGAAUUACAGCUUUGUCAAAAGGAAGGGAAAGAAGAGAGCAGAUUGAAAUGCAACAUGAACAAGAAAUUCAAGAAUGUGUUGAAAGAAGACAGCAAAUCCACAAACAGAAUAAUGAGGCUCGUAUGAAAGCCAAUGUAGAACGACUGGAUGAAGAAGCAUUAAAUGCUGCUAAAUUAGAAAAGCAACAUCAGAAGGCAAAAUUGCAACGCUUACGUCAUUUUCAGAAACUGGAAAAAGAGGGUCAGAAAAAGAAAGAUCUAAGAUCUUCUGUAGCAGAACAGCACCAGGCUAUCAACCGUUCCCAUAUAUUUUCAUGA
Candidula unifasciata is the source of this 3033-nucleotide messenger RNA. The record is from the annotation of a GenBank genome assembly. Lineage: Eukaryota; Metazoa; Mollusca; Gastropoda; Stylommatophora; Geomitridae.